GCACGUCAGACAACAAUUGAGAGCGCUCUGAUCCAAUAGCGUUUAGCAUUGUCAGAUUGACAGUAUGACAGCCAAAUGGCGUUGGGGGGGUCACCGGGGGGACCAAUCGCAUUUCGGGGAGGGGGCGGUGCCACCCCUUUAGACACGCCCCUGCUUCGAAGCAUUACCCUACAACGCAGAGGUUUGCGCUUUUCCGGGUUCUGUGCUCCGGCGAGGCAGACGAGCGCUUUAACGUUGCGCUGCGCAGGCUGCCAUUUUGAGCAGCUCCGCCACGCUCCACUUUCACUUUCGUUUCUCUAAGUUUCACGACCGUUGCCCUUUUAAGGCGCGCCGCAGCCGUCCGUCCUCAGUCAGAGCUGCUUUGCCAUGGCCGACGACACGCCGUCUUUGCUGAGCCUCGAGGACGAGCUCACCUGCAGCAUCUGCCUGAGCACCUUCGAGCACCCGGUGACCACGCCGUGCGGGCACAACUUCUGCCACGACUGCCUGGACAAGACAUGGCAGGACAGCGAGCUCGUUUCGCUGGGCUUCAACUGCCCGCAGUGUCGCGCACACUUCCACGUGAAGCCCGAGCUGAAGAAGAACACGGUGCUCAGCAAUGUGGUGUCCACCUUCAAACACAAGCUCAAGAGCAAGAGCAUGGAGAACCUGCUGUCGCUGGCCGGGGACGACGAGGUGACCAAGAAGGUGGUGGAGCUGGAGGAGGCCGGCGACGUCGUCGUGCUGUGCGACGCGUGCCGCGAGACCGCCGCCUCUAAGACGUGCCUCACGUGCAUGGCCUCCUACUGCGAGGAGCACCUGAGGCCGCACCAGGAGAACCCCGUGUUCGCGUCGCACAAGCUGGCCGAGCCGCUGGCGGACCUGCGGGAGCGCAUCUGCCCCGAGCACAGCAAGGUGAUGGAGUUCUUCUGCAAAACGCACGCGCAGUGCAUCUGCGUCGCCUGCUUUCCGCUCAAGCACAACGGCUGCGCCAUAUCCUCGCCGGACGAGCGCCGCAUCGAGCUGGAGGCCGAGCUCAAGAAGACGCUCUAUAUGCUGGAUGGAAAGAUCGAGAAGACCCUGCUGAUCAUCUCUCAGAUGAAGGAGCAGCAGUUUUUGCUGAAAGAAUCAGCCUCUUGCAGGAAAAGGGCCCUGGAAAUAGAGUACCAGCAGAUCCGAGACCUUAUUGACACGGAUGAGCAUGAAGCCAUGAAGACUGUGGAUAAGGAGCUGGAGAAUGGGCAGGCCAAACAUCAGACUCUGGUGAUGAAAUUUGGCCAGAACGUGGAGCAGAUGAGAGGGGCCAAAGAAAGCAUCGAGAACCUGCUGAGACAGAAGCAGUCCUUAAAGUUCCUCCAGGCUAAGGUUAACCUGCCAUCAGUGGUGAAGUUUGACCCAUAUGCACCACGACUCAGCAUCGACUCAAAAAAUGUGGCAUCCCGUCAGAAAUCCGUAGAGCUUAUAAAGCAGCAUUUUGAGAAGCUAUUCAAUCAGCCAGUGGAGAGCAGAAUUCAGCAGCUGAAACCAGACAUCGAGAACACAUCUCAUUCUGCUAACAAAGGAGAUGGUUCCACACCAUCAAAUCUGCCUGAUAUGGGGGGGCAGCCAAGACCCAACCCAAAAGCAGCCUCAGCAAACCAAGGAGCAAGGCAGAAGCUAGUUUCAGGCAAGAACAAGAAGGAUGACACAAAAUUGGACAAGUCUCAUAAGAAUAAACAGACCAGUCUUGCCAGAGAAGCAUCUUCAGUCCCACCAAAGACCUAUAAAGAGCCACCAAUGCUUGACAUAAGAUCUGGAUUGGCAAGACUCAGCCUAGAUGUCACUUCUGCAAUGAAAAGAAGCGACCUUCUCCAGUAUUCCACAGUGCUUACUCUGGACACCAAGACGGCACACAAGCGCAUCGCCCUGUCGGAGAACUUCACCAAGGCCACGGUGUCCGACGCACCGGCGUCUUACCCCGACGGCCCGGCCCGCUUCUCCGUGUGCUCCCAGGUGCUGUGUACCAAGGGCUUCUCCUGUGGGCGCCACUACUGGGAGGUGAAGAUGAGCAGCAACAACUUCUGUGGCCUGGGCCUGGCCUACAACAGCAUCGACCGCAAGGGCCCCGCCAGCCGUCUGGGUCGUAACAGACAGUCCUGGUGCAUAGAGUGGUUCAACGUUAAGCUGUCUGCCUGGCACGACAGCAGAGAGACAGAGUUGGAGAACCCCAACCCCAGUCGUGUAGGCAUCCUGCUGGAUUGCGAAGAGGGCACGGUCACCUUCUUCAAAAUCAGCGAGAGGGCCUACCCUUUCCAUACCUUCAUCUGCUCCUUUACAGAGGCAGUUUACCCUGCUUUCUGGAUCUUCUCCUGCAGUUCCUCUAUCACCCUGUGCAAGUUGACCAACUGACCAUAAUGCAGAAUUACGACUCCUGUAAUGUGUAUAAACAUUUGUGUAUCUCCAAAAAAAAAAUUAGUGGGAAGGUAAUCAGGAAUUGAUAUUGAGUAUUAUUCAGGUAUUUGUGAACAUUGGUGUAUAUGGGGGAAAGAAACUAACAAUACUUAAUCAUGCAUCUACAUCUAUGCCUCUUUAUGCUAACAUAAUGAACAUGUAUUUUCUAUGAGAUGUACCUCGCUUGGGAGUAAAGCAUCUGCUAAAUGAAUAUGUGUAAAUUAUCAUUACAUCCCACAGUAGGUCUUCAUGCUGGAUAUGCUAGAGUUGUCAGUUUCUCUAUUUUGGGUCAGUGCUUUGUUCAGUCCAGUUCUAUAAAUUGACUUUACAAUCUUAUUGUUGUACUUGGCAGGAAUAUGGUGACUGAAGACCUGUUGUAGGCAUGCCAGGAGUCUACAAUGUACGUUACAUUAAUUACUAUUGAAAAAGCCUGAAUAAACAAUAGGGAUUCAUUGCUGUCCCAUUUCUGGACCUUGUCCUCUGGUUGGUAUAGCAACUGGAACAGCUGCCAGCAUGAAUGAUUGUUUACUGGAAGGGUGAAUCACUGUUAGUGUAACAUUCAAUCAGUCACUGGUUAUUAAAUAUUCAUCACUUUCUGCAAAUCUAUCUUAAGUAUUUAUAAACUGGAUUAAUUACACGGUGUGUUAAAUCCUUUAAUAUAAUUCAACGCAGUAGUUAGUGAUGAGAAGUGGAUGAAAGCUUUGACCCAUUUAUUGGAAAAUGCUCAUGUAAUUGUGCAUUUACAUUUAUUCAUUUAUCAGAUGCUUUCUGUUUGACAUAAUUUGAAACUAUGGACUGGAUUAUAUUUACUCUGAUCCUGUAACAUAAGUGCUUUUUAAAAGCUUGGAAUAUGACGUUAGGCAUGAAACAGGUUGAAGUUAAAACCAAAUCAUUAGCAUUUCAUCAUGCAGUAUAAGAAAAACAAAGUUUAUGCCUAAAGUAUUCAAAGAUAUUCUAAAUUCUGUUGACAGGUAUAGGUUUAAUUCUGGAACUUGGUAAAUUCUUCCUUGAACAUUUGGGAUCUGUCAUCAGUUUGUCUUACAGUAUAAUGGUACUGUUAAUCUAAGACAGGGCUAAGUACAGUUUAAAUGAGAAGAUUGGUUGCUCCAAAGAUUUAGUUUGAUUCUUAAGCGUACUUUUCAGCCUCCGGUGAGAUAUCAUCGCUGGUGAAGUAGAAGACAUGAUAGUGUAAGCAGUGUGUUUAUAUAUGCGGUCGGGUGACUGUGAUCAGCUAGCUUCUGACUUUGACCCUGUAGCUGAGAUGGAAAUAUAUACCGACAUCUGCAGGUGCUCAUAGCGAGAUGUUUCUGCAGUUGUACCCAAGCAGCAUAUGCUGUGGCUGGUAGGUUUAAUGAGAAACUCUGUCGCAAGAAAAUGUGUAUCAGAGGCUCAUUUCUGUACAUGACAGGUUGAGGGUGUUCCUGUGGCAUACGAUCAGGGUGUAAAAGAGGACAAAUUCUCGUUUUGAUAUAAACACCCUGAACCACGUGGAAGAGACCCGAUACCUGUUUUUACUGUGACGAUCAGAGAAGUACACUGUUAAAUGCUCACAUUUGGAGCGCAGCAGUUGUAUCUCCCUGGCGGUGAGUUGGAAUGGAAUCCCGCCCUGUGCGUCGUGGAAGUAAGUGGGCACUGCGUCACUGAUGUUGCGAAACUCAUCCGUUCGGUUCGACCGGAAUAUUUAGACAUCAGCAUUGAGCGGUGGAACAUGGAUGUUCAGCACACUUUCGCAGUCGUGUGUGACUUCAGUGCAGUGCUCCUAGGACAUGCCUGCUUCUGCAAGCUCUCUCAUACUGACAUGCAGUGCUCAUUUCCACCCCCAAACACUGGGAACGGAAAAUUAUUUGAGUCGAGGCUCGGGUGUUUUAAUGGUGUCAUUUUAGGUGAGGUGCGUCGUGGUUUCAUAAGUUGCGUGAGAACAUGUUACGUGAAACCACUUUGUGUCGGUAGCUGAGGUGGAGCUGGGGUUGAAGGUCAGUCGGAAUCCAAUGUUCCACUGCGGCCUUCAGUGCAUAUUGUUACACCGUAGCUGGGUAACAUGUGAUGUAUCAUGUGUCACGCUCGUAUACACGGUGGAAACGCAGGCAGUCGCUGUUAUCAGAGUUGAUGUGCGAAUCUGUUUCGGGGGAGAAUGCUGCGCCGGCAGCGCAGUGCCAGUGCAGCUCCUUAGCUUCCGAGCACUUUCGAAGCACAGAUUGUGUAAGUGUAACUCUGCAGUGCGCUGCCUAACACCGGUCUACUUGACGAAACUGAGCUAUGAUGUGUAAACGGGUGGGCGAAAUCAGGUUUCGGGCCAGAGGUUACGCAACGCCAUUCUUUACAGCUUAGUGUUGUGGAGAAGUUGACGGGAAGUUUCCUGCAUUCCAUAAACCAAUUACUGUUGUCUACUUCUAGACAUCCCACAGCAAUCCGAGAGAAGUGAGCUCUGUAAGCCUUCUUGUGGGUCAUUUCCUCAGAACAUGCUGAUCUAAUGGAAGGGAAUCACAUUUCGCAGCCAGCAGAAACUAUUUCUGAUGCUGCCCUUGUGCCGACGCUACCGUUGGCGCAGUGAUUGACCAGUUACUUGCAGGGACUGGAAGAAUUUUAUACUGAUGAGUGUUGGGAAUGAAAUAGAAGUUUGUCCAGUGAUUUCUGGGCUUUGUACUUGAAGGACAGAUUUUAGGUACACUAUAGAGAUAAGAGCUCAGCCAGGGAGCCUGUAUCAUUUGUUUUGGCUGGUGAUUCCUUUUUUCAACCAUUUGUAGUUUCAGUUCACAGAAAAUGCAGCGCAAAUAAAUGCACUUAUGCGAUUCUGCGACUUAACCAGUAACUUUUGCUCUCUGACUGAUCGUGUGUAAUCAGAUUUGAUCUGUACAACCAAAUAAACUUGUG
Scleropages formosus (Asian bonytongue) is the source of this 5280-nucleotide messenger RNA. RefSeq names its product tripartite motif containing 25 (gene trim25). Lineage: Eukaryota; Metazoa; Chordata; Actinopteri; Osteoglossiformes; Osteoglossidae. Bases 367 to 2367 code for a protein of 666 amino acids. Gene Ontology annotation, molecular function: zinc ion binding; protein binding. The transcript has 11 exons. The record is from RefSeq and is a predicted model, not a curated record.